CGGUGCGGGGCUGAGCGGGCGGGAGCCCAGCCGGAGCGGGGUCGGCCGGUGCCGGGGGGAGGGCGGCUCCCCCGCUCCCAAACGUCCCCAAGACUUUGGGCACCCCAAAGAGGUCCCCGAGCUGCCUGGGAGAAAGGGGUCCCCGCUGUUCCCCCCCCCCCCCGGCCAGGGGCGCCCCGAGAGCCCCCAUCUCAUCUCCUUGAACCCUGCGAUGUGUCUUAAUAGGAAAAUAAUAAUCCUGGCCCACGUCCGCCUUGUGCUCCGCAGGCUGGGGUGACGCGUGAAACCCGCAGGCGUUUCGGUGCCAGAGCCAGCGGCCGGAGUGGGGACAUCGGGGUGCCAGCCCCCAGGGCCCCCUUAGACCGACCGACCCCAGACCCAGCGAUCCCACGGCCCCCACGGCCACCCAUGCAUCGCUGAUGCUGGCAGCCACCGGAGACCGGAGCUAGAGGCAGAGUGCAGGCAGGCAGAAAGCCUGGCACAGCGAGGCCACUGGGCGUGGAGCCAUGAAGCUGAACGAGCGAAGCCUGGCCUUUUAUGCCACGUGCGACUCCCCGGCUGACAACGCCGGCUUCCUCUAUAAGCGCGGUGAGCGGCACACGGCGUACCAUCGCCGCUGGUUCGUGCUGAAGGGCAACAUGCUCUUUUACUUCGAGGAGCGGGAGAGCCGGGAGCCAGUGGGCGUCAUCGUGCUGGAGGGUUGCACCGUGGAGCUCUGCGAUUCAGCUGAGGAAUUCGCGUUCGCCAUCCGCUUUGGUGGCACCAAGUCUCGUACCUACGUGCUGGCAGCCGAGAGCCAGGCCGCCAUGGAGUCGUGGGUGAAGUCACUCUCACGAGCCAGUUUCGACUACAUGCGCCUGGUGGUGCGGGAGCUGGAGAAGCAGCUGGAGGAGAUGCGCUGGGGGCCAGCCAGUGGAUGCGGGGGCUGCCGGGGGUCACCCAGCUCCUGGAAGCCAAAGCCCUCGGGGCCAGAGCCGUGGCCGGAGCGGCUGCCGGCUCUGCCCACUGUCAUGCCGAAGGAGAACGGUUGCGCAGUGUGGAACAACGUGCCAGGAGCAGACCUGCCACCCAACACGUCUGGCUGCAGCGGGCACGAUAGCGAGGGGAACCCGCGGCUGCCACCACUGCCGCCGCGCAGGCGGGCAUCAAGCAGCGAGGCAGGCGGCACUGGGGUGGCUGCAGCGGAGAGCCCAUCCACCUUCUGCCGGCUCCAUGAGCGGUACGGCCAGGAGGUGGCCCGGCUGCGGCAGGACUGGCUGGAGAGGCGGCGUGGCCCCCGGCCCUGAGAGGCAGCAGAGCCCUGGGGACCUGCCAGGACCUGUGGCCAGGAGGAGGUGAUCAUCCUUGGUGCUGCCUUGGUCCCCUCCUCACCCCGGGAUGUGCAGCCCUCUCUGUGGCGGUGAUGGACACCUGCUGAUGGUGCCACCAAGGGCCCAACACGGAGGGACAGCAGUGCUGCUCCGUGACGGCAAAAUGCCAGUCCAGCACCGAUGGCAGCUGGGCUCAGCGUGCCGCCAGCCAAGCGUGAAAGCUGCGGGCUUUUGGGGCUGCCAGGCUCUCGGGCAUCUCAUGCCAGGCAGCGGGUGCACCCCACCGGCCAUGCCCGGGUGUGGGUGCAGGGUGGUCCACCCAGUACAAGCAAGCUACGAACCACUUGCUGGCUGAUGCCUCCUGGGAAUCGACCACUGCUCUGUGUCUGGUGGGGCCUCUUGAUGCUCUUGCAGUGGGAUCAUGCACUGACAAUGCUUUUGGAGGAGGAUUUUGAUGGGAUCUCACCCCCCACCCCAAGCUCCCGUGUGAGUGUUUCACAGCUGGGGAGCCUGCACCGCCUUGCUCUCCCUGCUUGGCACAAGUGACUGGCUGAGGUCGGCUGAGCUCUGCCAGAUCCCUCUGCUCCAGCAGGAUGUGGUUUGAAAAUGAAAAUAUCAGUGAGUGCAGCCCUUCCUUAAUGGCAGCAGCACCGUGCACCACGGCUGCCUGGGGAGCUGGUGACAUCCAGCCCCGGACAUUUUGCAUGGGACGAUCGCUGCUUGCAGCCUGGCUGGUGAAUGCAUGGAGGGGGGGCAGACCCGACGGGAAUGCAGUGGCUGCGGGCAUCGCCUUGCUGGGUAGAUAUUUUGGGGCAGGGCAUCAUCCCCAGGCCAGCUUGCUAAGGGGAAGCAUCACUUGUGGUGGCAAACAGGAAUGUAUGUGUCAGCAACGGAGGGUGUCGAAUGAUUCAUGUGCUGAACUGGAGUGAAGCCGGUGUCUCAUGUCGGUGUUGCUCUUUUAUUUCCCCGUUUAGUUUAUAUCGACACUAAAGCUGUUGGCUGGAGGUGGGGAGGAACAGUCAGGGUGCCCCGGGUUUGGGCUGGGUGGCUCCAGCUCCCUUUGCCCCCUUGGGACGGGCACAAGAUUUUGCUACAAUAAAAGUUGUUUCAGAAAUUCUGUCCUG
Molecule: messenger RNA, 2434 nt
Organism: Harpia harpyja (harpy eagle)
Lineage: Eukaryota; Metazoa; Chordata; Aves; Accipitriformes; Accipitridae
Gene: PHETA1
Product: PH domain containing endocytic trafficking adaptor 1
Exons: 2
Coding region: 507-1286 (259 amino acids)
Biological process (GO): receptor recycling; endosome organization; retrograde transport, endosome to Golgi
Cellular component (GO): recycling endosome; early endosome; trans-Golgi network
Source: RefSeq, a predicted model, not a curated record